Molecule: messenger RNA, 6771 nt
Organism: Miniopterus natalensis
Lineage: Eukaryota; Metazoa; Chordata; Mammalia; Chiroptera; Miniopteridae
Gene: ADAMTS12
Product: ADAM metallopeptidase with thrombospondin type 1 motif 12
Biological process (GO): proteolysis; extracellular matrix organization
Cellular component (GO): extracellular matrix
Molecular function (GO): metalloendopeptidase activity
Source: RefSeq, a predicted model, not a curated record
GCUCCUGGACCAUGCGCCCCGGCGCCUCCCCGCAGGGCCGCCGGCGGGGACUCGGUUUCUUAAGCUGAGAGCCCAAACCUGGUGACUUUGCUUCUCCCCAACGACUGAAUCAUGCCAUGUGCCCAGAGGAGCUGGCUCGCAAACCUGUCGGUGGUGGCUCAGCUCCUGAACUUUGGGGGCCUGUGCUAUGCGCGGCACCCGCAGCCCGGCCGGGUGCGCUUCCCCGACAGCAGGCAAGAGCAUUUCAUCAAGGCCCUGCCAGAAUACCACGUGGUGGCACCUGUGCGUGUGGAUGCCCGAGGGCAUUUUCUGUCCUAUGGCCUGCACCAUCCCUUUGGUGGCAGCAGGAGGAAGAGGGACUUGGAGAGCCCAGAGGACCGGGUGUACUACAGAAUUUCCCACGACGGGGAGGACCUGUUUUUCAACCUGACGGUCAAUCAGGGAUUUCUUUCCAAAAGCUACAUCGUGGAGAGAAGGUAUGGGAACCUGUCCCACGUUAAGAUGGAGGCGUCAUCUGCCCCGCCCUGCCAUCUCAGGGGCACAGUUCUGCAGCAAGGCACCGGCAUGGGGACUGCGGCCCUGAGUUCCUGCCACGGACUGACUGGGUUUUUCCAUCUACCACAUGGAGACUUUUUUAUUGAGCCUGUCAAAAAGCAUCCCCAGGCGGAGGGAGAGUCCCACCCACACGUCGUUUACAGGAGGCAGAGGAAGGAGCCAGCCUGCGGAUUAAAGGACGGCCCUGGCGCCUCCCAGAGGCUGGAGCUGCAGCGGGAGAAGUGGGAGCGGGGCGCCUGGCCCAGCAGGAGGCUGUCCCGGCGCUCCAUCAGCAAGGAGAGGUGGGUGGAGACGCUGGUGGUGGCCGACACCAAGAUGGUGCAGUAUCAUGGGAACGACAACGUGGAGUCCUAUAUCCUCACCAUCAUGAACAUGGUCACUGGCCUGUUCCAUAACCCGAGCAUCGGCAACGCAAUCCACAUCGUCGUGGUUCGGCUCGUCCUGCUUGAAGAGGAAGAGCAAGGAUUGAAAAUAGUUCACCAUGCAGAGAAGACACUGUCCAGCUUCUGUAAGUGGCAGAAAAGCAUCAAUCCCAAGAGUGACCUCAACCCUGCCCAUCAUGACGUGGCCGUCCUUCUCACCAGAAAAGACAUCUGUGCGGGUGUCAAUCGCCCCUGUGAGACCCUGGGUCUGUCCCACCUGUCGGGAAUGUGCCAGCCUCACCGGAGUUGUAACAUCAAUGAAGACUCGGGCCUCCCUUUGGCGUUUACCAUUGCCCAUGAGCUUGGACACAGCUUCGGUAUCCAGCACGACGGGAAAGAAAAUGACUGUGAGCCCGUGGGCAGGGACCCCUACAUCAUGUCACGCCAGCUCCAGUACAAUCCCACCCCACUGACGUGGUCCAAGUGCAGCAAGGAGUAUAUUACCCGCUUCCUGGACCGAGGCUGGGGGUUCUGUCUUGAUGACAUGCCCCAAAAGAAAGGCUUGAAGUCCAAAGUCAUUGCCCCUGGAGUGAUCUAUGACGUUCACCACCAAUGCCAGCUGCAAUAUGGCCCCAAUGCUACCUUCUGCCAGGAAGUGGAAAAUGUUUGCCAGACACUGUGGUGCUUGGUGAAAGGCUUUUGUCGCUCUAAGCUGGAUGCUGCUGCGGAUGGGACACGAUGUGGCGAGAAGAAGUGGUGUAUGGCUGGCAAGUGUAUCACGGUGGGGAAGAAGCCAGAGAGCAUCCCCGGAGGCUGGGGCCGCUGGUCGCCCUGGUCCCACUGCUCCAGGACCUGUGGGGCCGGAGCCCAGAGUGCCGAGAGGCUCUGCAACAACCCCGAACCAAAGUUUGGGGGGAAGUACUGCACUGGAGAAAGGAAACGCUAUCGCCUGUGCAACGUCCACCCCUGUCGCCCAGACGCCCCGACGUUUCGGCAGAUGCAGUGCAGCGAGUUUGACACAGUGCCCUACAAGAACGCCUUCUACAACUGGUUCCCAGUGUUUAAUCCAGCACGUCCCUGUGAGCUCUUCUGCCGACCCAUCGACGGCCAGUUUUCCGAGAAAAUGCUGGAUGCUGUCAUUGACGGUACCCCCUGCUUUGAAGGCGGCAACAGCAGAAAUGUCUGUAUUAAUGGCAUAUGUAAGAUGGUCGGCUGUGACUACGAGAUCGGCUCCAACGCCACAGAGGAUCGCUGCGGGGUGUGCCUCGGGGACGGCUCUGCCUGCCAGACCGUGAGGAAGAUGUUUAAGCAGAAAGAAGGAUCUGGUUAUGUUGACAUCGGACUGAUUCCAAAAGGAGCAAGGGACAUACGGGUAAUGGAGGUAGAGGGAGCUGGAAACUUCCUGGCCAUCAGGAGUAAAGACCCUGAGAAGUAUUACCUCAAUGGAGGAUUCAUUAUCCAGUGGAAUGGGAACUACAAGCUGGCUGGGACCGUCUUUCAAUAUGACAGAAAAGGAGACCUGGAGAAAUUGAUGGCUGCAGGUCCCACCAAUGAGUCCGUGUGGCUCCAGCUUCUAUUCCAGGUGACUAACCCUGGCAUCAAGUAUGAGUACACGAUCCGGAAAGACGGCCUUGACAAUGACGUGGAGAAGCUGAUGUACUUCUGGCAGUAUGGCCGCUGGACGGAGUGCAGUGUGACAUGUGGGACAGGUGUCCGCCGCCAGACCGCCCACUGCAUGAAGAAGGGCCAUGGGAUGGUGAAAGCCACGUUCUGUGACCCAGAAACGCAGCCCAAUGGGAGACAGAAGAAGUGCCAUGACAGGGACUGCCCGCCCAGGUGGUGGGCAGGAGAGUGGGAAGCAUGUUCGGCGACAUGUGGGCCCCACGGAGACAAGAGGCGAACGGUGCUGUGCAUCCAGACCAUGGGCUCUGACGAGCAGGCUCUGCCGGCUAAGGACUGCCUGCACCUGCUCAAGCCCAAGGCUCUCAUUUCCUGCAACAGGGACAUCUUGUGUCCAUCAGACUGGACCGUAGGCAACUGGAGUGAGUGCUCUGUGUCCUGCGGCGGCGGAGUGCGGAUCCGCAGUGUCACGUGUGCCAAGAACCAUGACGAGCCCUGCGACGUGACCAGGAAACCCAACAGCCGGGCCCUGUGUGGCCUCCAGCAGUGCCCAUCUAGCCGGAGAUUUCUGAAACCCAGCAGAGGCCCAGUUUUCAACGGGAAGAAGCUCCCCACACCCGGGCCGGGCCCCUCGAUGCCCAUCCCGCCCACAGCAUCCAGGCCCAGGUUGCUGAGCACACCCGCAGCGCCCGCGUCUCUGAGCACAAGCGCCACCCCUGCCACAGCCUCAGGAGGAGCCCCGGGGGGGCCUCGGUGGCAGAACAGUUCCACCCAGACCGAACUGGACGCCCCUUAUGCCAUUUCCACUGCCGCUACGUCCCAGCCCAUGCCCCCUGCCUGGCCGCUGAGCGUCCAGCCAAGUGAAGGGACUGUUUCCAAUUCAGAGCCUGGCCCUACCUCGGACGGAGGCCUCUCGGCCACAGCAGGGAGUGUUUCUGGUCUGCCCCCUUCCAGCAGCCCCGUGACCUGGCAGGCCACCCCAUUUUAUAAUACCUUGAGCAAAGAGCCAGACAUGGAGAUGCACAGUGGCUCCGGGGAAGGCAGUGAACAGCCUAAGAACACAAGUGACAACAGCUCUGUCAUGUGGACCCAGACCAUGGCACCUGGAAACGGUGCUUCAGUGGAAAGUACAGAAAUGCCUCUGGGACCUCCGCCAACACCUUAUGUUUGGGGGGCAUCCUUGUGGCCACCUGUCAGCACGGUGACACAAGGACUGCUACCCAGCGAAGGGCCCGCUACUCUCAAAAAUGGUACACCCAGAGCUGAGGGGAUGGUCACUGAAAAGCCGGCUAACACUUCACUCCCUCUGGGGGGAGACCACCAGGCAGCGCCCUCAGAGAGGUCGGUGGACCAUAACCCCCCAGAACUUCCGAGCAGCAUGAACCUGACGCAGAGUCCGGGAGCAGUCCUGACCGAGGCCGAUGCAACCAGUCUGAUUGCUGAGGGCUUUCUGCUGAAUGCCUCCGAUUACAAGCAGCUCCCGACAGGCCGCGGCCCUGCCAGCUGGAUCGUUGGAAACUGGAGCGAGUGUUCCACCACCUGUGGGCUGGGCGCCUACUGGCGACGUGUGGAGUGCAGCACCCAGGUGGAUUCUGACUGUGCAGCCAUUCAGAAGCCUGACCCUGCGAAGAGAUGCCACCUCCGUCCCUGUGCCAGCUGGAAAGUGGGAAACUGGAGCAAGUGCUCCAGGAACUGCGGCGGCGGCUUCCAGAUCCGGGAGAUUCAGUGCGUGGACGGCCGGGACCACCGGAGCCUGAGGCCCUUUCACUGCCAGUUCUCGGCCGGCAUCCCUCCCCCGCUGAGCAUGAGCUGCAACCCGGAGCCCUGUGAGGAGUGGCAGGUGGAGCCCUGGAGCCAGUGUUCCAGGUCCUGUGGAGGCGGAGUGCAGGAGAGAGCAGUGACUUGUCCGAGGGGCCUCUGUGAUUGGGCAAAAAAGCCCGUGUCUACUGCACCCUGCAAUGGGCACCCCUGUUGUCACUGGGCCACAGGGAACUGGGACUUGUGCACGGCUUCCUGUGGAGGUGGUUUUCAGAAGAGGAAUGUCCACUGUGUUUCCUCAGAGGACAACAACACUGAAGAUCAAGACCAAUGCCAGUGUGACCAUGAACCCAGACCUCCUGAGUUCCAAAGAUGCAACCAGCAGGCCUGUAGGAAGAGUGCUGAUGUGCUUUGCACCAAGGACAACUUAUCCGCCAGUUUCUGCCAGACACUGAAAACCAUGAAGAAAUGUUCUGUGCCCACUGUGCAGGCUCAGUGCUGCCUCUCGUGCUCCCAGACACACGAGGUCCACACCCGAAGGCCAAGAAAACCACAGUUACUCAAAAGCCCCAAAGCGUCCUAAGUCCAGGAGGAAGCCACCUGCCACCAUAGACUGCCGCAGCCUGCUGACUGUGACCUGUGCUAACCCCAGGAGCCACUUCAGGAGGUGUUGCUCUGUGCAUUUCAGGACCAACUUUGGGUCAUAACAAAACAAAAUCCACUGUGUUCCAUCAGCCACAAACUGUCCCUUGCAGGAGGUGUGGGCCCAUAACACCUGCUGCUCCCUGAUAGGCAGGCGAGGUACCCGAGAGAAUUAGGCAUCUCCUGGGCUCAGCUCCUGGGAAAGUACCAGGUUAGGCAAGUCUGUGAAAUGAUGUCUUUUUUUACCCUUUAAAGAGAAAAACAGACCAGAUUUUUCCCAGGUAUCAGGAAACAGAGCCACACUUACCCAAGGAACAAAGAAUCUUGUUAAUUGACCUGGUAAAAUCAUCUUUCCCCACACCCCCUCUGCUGGGGGCAGCUGCUGUUUAAAAUAUCCUAGGAGAGCCUUUAGGAACAUUCCCUUAGUUCACCCAGGCAGAGAACCCCUAUCUUCACCCAGGACUCAAGCAGAGAGGAACAGAAAGUGCCCGCUGCAUCCCUCAGUCUGCCCCUAAUCCCUGCAGACCGUAUAUCUGGGUUGUUCAGACUCCCAUGCCCACCUAGGGCACUAGAAUAGGAGAAAGCAGGCAGGAACUGUAGGAUUUUAUAAAGCUGAGGCAUUUAGGUUACACAGAGGACAUUUCUGGCCUGAGGAUAAUUUCUAAGAAAACUGUUAAAAAGCAAAUGGACAGAAAUUAAUUUCUUGCUAGUACAGUUGACCCUUGAACAACAUGGUUUUGAACUGCAUGGGUCCACUUAUACACUAAUUUUUUUUCAGUAAAUACUCAUGUGUUUUCCAUCUGCAGUUGGGAGUCCAUGGGUGUAGGGGGCAGACUGUAUGCAUUGAUCUAUGCCAUUUUAUUUAGGGGACUUGAGCCUCCAUGAAUUUUGGCAUCUGUGUGGCUCGGGGGGAGGGGGGGUCCUGAAACCAAUACCCCACGGAUACCAAGGGAAAACUUACAUUUUGGGGGAGUCAAAAGUUAUAUGUGGAUUUUCAACUGCAUAGGGUUUGGCACCCCAACCCCUGCAUUGUUCAAGGGUCAACUAUAUAAGAAAGGGAACGUGGGCCUUUAUUCCUCCCACUUCCUGGGAAAUUUCCUUCUUGAAGAGCAAACGCGUCUUCCUGUCCCACUUUCCCUCUCUGGCACAUUCCUUGCCUGAGUCAUCAGCUCAGGUCGGACGUCUUUCUACUGCUGGGAUUUACACACAACAACUGCUGUAGCCUGGCCCAUCCUGGCCCAUGGCUGCCCCCACCCCCUCCAACCAGGUGGGAAAAUGGAGUUCCCAGUUAGAAUCUCUCAAAGAACCAGGUAGAUUGUAUUAAUACAAGAACUUAGUACAAAUUCCUAGUCUGGAGGGGGAAAAAAAUCCCUCAGAAGUGAGGUAAAGAUGACCUAUGCCCCAGUGCACCCGGUAGUUACUUUUGAGGGUCUUUUAGGGGUUGGUGGAACAGGCAAGUCAAGGGGAAUCCACAAAACAGAAAUGAAAGUCAGGGGGCUUAUCCUGGAUGUUCCCACCACCAACAGGAAUCAAAGUAGGUGAUGGUCUCAAAUUCAAGGUGAAUUUCUUGGUUUCUAAGAGGAUGUAUUUUCUUGAACUCAGUUCAGAGGGAGAGGGUGGGCGAGUGGGUGGGUGUGGAGCCUCGAGGGGAAGAGCCCUCAGAAUCACCUCCUGACAGAGGGAAGGCAGGAAGGUGGCCUUCAUGUGAUGGGCAGCGUAUUUCAAAGUCAUGCACAGGUACAGUCAAUAUCCACCAUGGAAUGCAACGUCCCAUAUCUUGAAUUAUCUAUCCGUUCAGCAGAAUGGUGCUAUUGAAAAACGGUGCUAAUAUCUA